GCCAACAGCGAGUCUCGCCACCGCGCUCCAGUCAGUAAAAUCCGGCCACUCGCAGCCACUCGAGGCGGCCAAGCCUCGACUCAUUCGAGACCAGACGCCGUUCUUGCGACACUCGCGAGCUCUCCUCCGCAUGUGCGCGUAGUGCUAUCGUGUUGUGAUGUUCGGCUAUGUCGGCGGAACCGCGGUGAGAUGGACUAUUUCGUGAUCUUAGUGUGUUUGAUCAGCAGUGUCGUCGUGAUAUGUGGUAAUAUCCCGCCCAAACGGCUCCUGAAACCGACAGCACCCGCUCUCAAAGAACCGGUGCUCGUCCAAAAGUGCUGCGAGGAAUGGGAGCUCAUGGUCGACGGCAAGUGCCGGCCAGGCAACGAGACCGAUGACACCCAGUUGUGGAAACCCAUGUUCACGGACGAGUUCGGCAGCACGAACCUCCAGGUGCCGUUCAACCUGAGCAUCGGGAUUCCCGACUGUGGAACGAGGCAGCAAUGGCCGAUUCACCACUACACCAACUCGGAGGACCGACUCAUUCUCCUGCCGGACGGAAAGCUCCGCCACUAUAUCGUCGAGCCGAAAAAGGCCGGCGACUACGGCGAGACGGAUGACGUCACGCAGGAGAGGAUCCCGGGUAAAGGACCCGAGCACAUAGCAGAUCUCUCCUUCUACGACUACCACCACGGCCAGUAUUGUUUGGACAAGAUUUUAUAUACCGAGAGCGCAGAAAGUCCUGUGGAGGCACAGUUUGCGAUAGUCUGUACUCCAGAAAGUGAGAUGGCAAAAACAUGGCAGAACACAGACUUUGUCUUCCGCCGAGUACUCAAUCCAGUUUUCCACACUAUUGCAAUGGUGUGCUUCCUCAUAGUAGCCAUCGUUCAUUUUGUCUUUCCCCAACUGCGUGACUUGGUUGGCAACAUCAUUACGACAAUAUCGGUUUGCUUCUUUGUAUCAAAUGCAGCAGAAGUGGUUAAAAUAUUCACAGAAUUCCACAAUGAACUCAGCUACCUCGUUGCAGAUGCUUUGGGUUACUUCAGUCUUUUAGGUGCAUUUUUUUGGCUGAAUGGUUUGGGGUACUACAUAUGGAAAACUUUCAGAUCUCGAAAUGUAUUUUUGCGAAUCACAGAUGGGCGAAAAUAUUGCUAUUAUUCCAUUUACGUUUGGGGUUCAACCAUUACAAUGGCAGCAGUUGCCAUAUUCGCCCACCUAAUGUUAGACACAGAACAAAACACUGAUAGUCUGGCUCCAUCUGCAUUCCCUGCGGGUGCAAUCAGAUGGUUAGGCAUAGCAGUAUUUUUUAUGCCUAUCGCUUGCACGAUACUAGUCAACAUAUUUUUUUACGUCUCAACAGCACAAAUAAUCAACCGUAUGCGAACAUAUGGAAGAAUACACCAUAAGAUGAAAUAUAAUUUCCAAACUUUCAUAAAGAUGUUCCUUGUGAUGACAAUCGGUUGGAUCUUCAUGAUUUUGUCAUGGAUGCACAAUAAUCUCCUCUCUUACUUGUACAUCAUCAUGGGCCUCUUACAUGCCUUGUCCAUAUUUUACAUUAGUAUAGUUAGUCCUAAAAAAGUACGUUUCCUCCUUCGGAAGGCUUGUUGUUAUGAAAAGUGCAUCUUUCCUUGUUGUCGACCUGGAGAUGAUGCUCAAACAACCGACUGGGGAGAGGAAAUGAUGGCGAUGAAUGUGUCACCCUACUAGAUUUAGUAAAUUUUGAGGUUGUCAUCUUUUUGACUUGAUGUGUAGAUGAGUGUUGAAACCCAUCAAUGCGAGGGAUUCUUCAUUAUGAAAAGCCUUCCAAGCCAAUAUUUUGAGUGAUCCUUGAUGAAUACACUUGUAGAAUGUCAAAUUCAUGUCAAUACCAGUUCUUAAUAAAUGCUCAUUUAAGUGAUGAAAAUUCCUGAACGCAGCUUUGAUAAAAGGAAUCUAAACAAGGAUUAAGAAAAAUCACAUUUCCUUGUUUUUCCUCCCUCCUAGAAUGUUUUUCACAAAUAAAACUUGUGAAAUCUAAAAUCAGUUUAUUAAACUAAAGAUUGUACUGCAAUGGAGGGUGAAAAGGAAACCAUAAAUAUCGUUAAUUUAAACAACGAGUACUGUAAAUGACAGAUGCAGUUUGCUCGUUGAAUAAACAAAGUGUUUUUUUGACUAGGAGUAAGGUAGAUGAUACAAGUAAUAUCCUAAAAUACGUAAAAUCUAAUGAGUUCAUCCAAUAUUCCUUGUAACACUUUUUAGUAUCAAGAGAGAGAGGAUGAAAAUUGAUCGGGAUCUUGAUGAUUUAUUGACUUGAACAGCUAAAAUUGCUGUAUUUCUCCUCCACUUACUGUCUUAAAAUAACUUUUUUUUUUCUUUGAUACCGGUAAAUAAUUACCAGGACACAGGACUCAAAGGACUCAAUGUGUCAACUGGCAUGAAAAGCAAAUUUUAGAAAAUUAAAAUUGAAUCCAUCCGUUAGGAAUUGCAGAGAAGGCUCUGGUUGGAACAUAUGCUUUCUUCUCUCUUUUUUAAAUCCACUUUUUGUGAAAAUUAUAAAACUAUCUAAUUGAACUGAUAGAGACAAGAUUUUUUCCCAGGAAGUUCUAUUUUGUAGUUGGAAGCCAGGGAUAUAGGCAAAAUCUUUUAGGAAAAUCAAGUUGCGUCCAUUCUUAAAAUACUUCUUGAAAAGAGCUCCGGGCAAAGUAAAAUUUUAGUAGCAAUAUCCUGCACCUGGUGCCAGAUACCUGGUCUCAGAGAUUGCAAGUUAAGCUACUCAUGUUGGAGUCGCUGCACAAUUUCCUUCUGAUCUCAACUCUGUGAAAAAGUGAUUAAGAUUCAAUGGCUUUUAAAGGCUGGUAAAAAUUGAGCUCAGUGUUUGGCUUAUAACUUUUAAGGAAAUUAAUCCUAAAAUUUUUACAAAAGAGGUUCAAGGUUUAGCUUUGUUUUUUUUUUUUAUUAUUAUUUUUUUUUAAAAAAUAACUGGAUAAAUGAAUGUUUGUCUCAAAUUCUGGCAUUACCUUUGAAUUGAGUUCUUUACUCAAAAAGCACACUAUUGCAGUGAUAAGUGACUACAUGAUAUUAACUUCCAUUAUUUUAAUCAUCACUCAUGGUGCUUAAAAGAUUCUUUUACACAGAGAGGAACGGAAAUAGUUCACAGUAGAAUUUUCGACGCCUAAUGUCAUGUCAUGAUUAGGCUAUCAUUAAUACUCAGAGAUGUAAUUUUGAAUUUAUAAUUGUUUCCUAGAUUUUUGUACCAAAAAGGAAAUGGAUUUAUCUGUGAUUUUCAUUGCUUUAAUAAGUUUUUGUCGAAUAAUCUGACACAGUCAUCCAAGUUAGUUUUCCUAAUGAGUGAGGGAUAAAUUACCUGAAUAGAAUGAUCUGUCUUUUUUUGUACAUUUUUAUAAAUAAAUGAUUUUUUUCUCUUUUUAUUGAA
Molecule: messenger RNA, 3391 nt
Organism: Bemisia tabaci
Lineage: Eukaryota; Metazoa; Arthropoda; Insecta; Hemiptera; Aleyrodidae
Gene: mthl5
Product: G-protein coupled receptor Mth-like 5
Biological process (GO): cell surface receptor signaling pathway
Cellular component (GO): membrane
Molecular function (GO): transmembrane signaling receptor activity
Source: RefSeq, a predicted model, not a curated record